This is a messenger RNA of Acanthamoeba castellanii str. Neff, 279 nucleotides long. RefSeq lists its product as uncharacterized. The record is from RefSeq and is a predicted model, not a curated record. NCBI's taxonomy places the organism in Eukaryota, Discosea, Longamoebia, Acanthamoebidae. The transcript has a single exon. The coding region runs from base 1 to 279 and encodes 92 amino acids.
AUGAACAAGCGCGCCCACAUCAAACCCAAGGACAACAAAAAGAGGAAGUACAUCCUGGUCACCCUCAUCACCUACGAUGGUGACACAGGCUUCAUGGUCAUCGUUCCUGAGGAUGAGAUUGACCCUGAAGACGAGGCCAUGAUCAACCGGGCCGUCCAUGGCGACUGGAUGGCUGUGGAAGCCGCACACCUGCUCAGCAAGGACAAGGACACCUUCGUCAACCAGCGCAUGGAAGGCACCCUGGAGCUGUUCCUCGCCAAAGAGAAAAAAACUGACUAG